Messenger RNA from Liolophura sinensis, 4684 nucleotides. RefSeq names its product serine/threonine-protein phosphatase 6 regulatory ankyrin repeat subunit C-like. The record is from RefSeq and is a predicted model, not a curated record. The coding region runs from base 857 to 4171 and encodes 1104 amino acids. The transcript is spliced from 23 exons. Gene Ontology annotation, molecular function: protein binding. NCBI's taxonomy places the organism in Eukaryota, Metazoa, Mollusca, Polyplacophora, Chitonida, Chitonidae.
UUGCAAGCAUUGUUGAAUUCUUCGGUCAGAUACAACAGACAAAAUGAUUUUGUGUUAAAAGCAAUUUAGAAAGCUAUAAAAAUGUUCAGUUUUGUUCCAAACGUUGCAGAAGUUUUAACCACAGAAUUGCAGCAGAUAGAAAACAAGGCAUGUCGGGUUGAACUGUGGCGCAGGCAAAACAGAACUGUGAGUUUUACACAGUCACUUUGUGUAACACCAGCUCACAGGAAUAAUCAUCAGAGCAAAUUGCUACAUUCGAUACACAUUGUGCCCAAUGAUUAUGGAGAUUGUUCAAAAGAAAACAGACUUCAAGGGUCGUACAGCCCUGGAAUUACUGUAGCACGAAGAUGCUACAUCUGUGAUGACCCAUUUUGUACAAAUAUAGAUGUGUUAAACAGUGAUAGUGCUGGUACUUUGUGCUGUGAAGAAUCGAUAAAGAAGAGUUUGGGAUCAAGUUUUGAGUCGUUUUAUGCUUUAGAAAAUCCCAAGAUCCUAUUGGAAAAAGACGGAAAUGUGCCUUGUGGAGAAAGCAAAGAUGAAACACAACAAGGUGCCAAAAUUACCAAAGAACAGAAAAAGUUGGUUUCGAAUGAAACACCGCAAAUUUCAGGUGUGUCUUCUAAAGAAGAGGAUAAACCCCACAUUGGUGCCAGAAGGAAGCUUAUGUUGGGAGCCCUGAAGAAAUUAAAACUUCCUUAUUCUGGUGUAAAAAAACCAGUCUACUAGGAAGGCAGGCUCUCAGUCCUGUGCCAAAUUGAACAAUUUUGAAUCCUUGAAAUCUCAGACUGAAAGCUCGGAAAAGGGGGACGACUCUAGCAAACGUCCUUGCUGCUGUAAGGGGCCCUACCACUGUCACAUGUUUGACAGUAAGUCAAUAUAUCACCACCAGAACAACGAAGACAAUAAAACAAUGGCAAAGUCUGUAUCAUCAGGGAAGCCUGGGCGCCGAUUUGACAAUCAAAUUUCACUGGAUCGUUCCUCUCAGUCCAGCCAAUCAAAUUUGCUCCACUACUCUGAAAAGGAUAACCACAGAAAUAUUUGCAUGACAUUUUGGAAACCUCAGCUCUCGUUCUGUCCUUACAAAUACGGAGAUAAAUUGGUCGACUUUAGCUCAUUGUGGCCGAGUGAACAAAGUCUGAGGAAAACGAUGUCAGAAGUCUGCCAUGAUACGGUGCUGCGCAGAGCUAUCCUAGACAUGUGCAAGAUGUCACUACGGUGUGGACCAGUACGACUCCUCAAGGCCCUUCUGGGUCUAAAACUUGUCAACCUAGAUCAGGUGUUUGAAGACGGCAGUGGUAUGUUACACUUGGCGCUCAUCGCCCGUAAUGCUGAGGCAGUACAGUUCCUCUGUCAUGCCGGGAUACCACCCAAAAUCAGAGAUAAAUAUGGUCACCCUGCUGACCAGGUGUGUUUCUCUGCUCAGCUCCGUAAGCUCCUACCUCAGCGAUAUAUCAUCAGCAACAGUUCCCAGUCCCCAAGGUAUAGCAAGUCUCACAUCCUCCCCACCCAAACUGAUGUUGAGUCUAUUUUCAACCUGGCCCAAAGUUCAAAGCAUUUUGAUGAAUUACAGAAAAAAUUACAGACAUACGAAUUUGACGUCAAUGGGCAGUGUGAUAGUAAGGGAGACUACCUGGUCCAUAUUGCCACAAGGGGAGGUCUCUCGAUGCUGCCGAUGUUGUUGACUCUGGUGAGAGUACAGGGUGCUGACAUCGACCUGUGUAACAGUGCGGGGAUGACGCCCCUUAUGAUUGCUGCGCAGAACAGAGAUGCCGUCCUCUGUGAUGUUCUGCUGUGCGUCUUCGGUUGUAACCCUAACAAACCCAACCCCAGCUUGGGUACCUACGCUCUACACUGUGCCUGUGUCAGCAACUGUUCAGAGGCCGUCAACGUCCUGCUAAAUCGUGGUGCAGACUUUAACUUGGAAGAUCUCGAUGGCCGAAGACCAGACGACACAACCCGUACUCAAGACGCCGAGGAAUGCAGGGCCAUUUUACGAUCAAAACGCAUUCAACGCUCGGAAUACCUAAGUGGGCUUAUUGAAAAGGGUGUGCCGUUUGAAUCUGAGGUGAGGUACACAGAUCUGUGCGUGGUGGAUGAGCUAGGCAGGACACUAGUCAUGGUGGCAGCUGAAAAUAACAGAGUUGACCAUUUGGAGAAGUUAUUGGCCGUUGAAGGUUCACCUAUCGACGCUCAACAUGAAAAGACUGGCCAGACAGCUCUGUCAGUUGCGGCCCGAGCAGGCAACAUGGAGACAGUCAGGGUGCUACUCAGCCGGGAUGCAAACCCCGGCAUUCCUGACCUGCAUGGUUACCUCCCCUUGCACUACGCUGUUAUGAAUGGACAUGGGGACGUGUUGGAGGCAAUGUUGGAAUUCUUCCCCAAAACGUACACGGGGUUACACUUGGCGUCCAAACUUGCAGUUAACACAGCUGUUCAUGACCGAAUCAAAGCCGCCAUCCAAAAACGCAAAGAAGAGAUUUUGACCCCUGAACUUUAUGACUGUGCGUUGACAGGAGACGGGGAAAGACUGUUCCGUGUGUUGGAAGAUGGGGACAAUGUUAAUCUCAAGAGAGAAGUUGCCCCCCUUUACUUGGCUGUGGAGAAUGGACAUUUGGAUGUGAUCAAACUUUUGUAUGAGCGUGGGGGUGACAUCACAAGACGACACCCAGUUACCCAAUCAACUGUGCUACACGCAGCUGCUAAAAUGGGUCACAGCCAAGUGGUGGAGUUUCUGCUGCAAUUUUGUCGGCCAGUUACCUCCCCUGUCUACACUCUCCUGUCUAAGCAGAAGGAUAAGAAAUUCUCAUACAUGCCGUAUCAGUGUCUGAAACACUCGUACUACAAGGAGCUGGACAUCAAUGCUUUAGAUGGUGAUGGUAAAACUCCCCUGCAGCUGGCAGCAGAUAAAGGAUAUCGAACUAUCGUCAAACUCCUGCUGGACCAGGAUGCCACUACGGCACUGCUCGGGGAACAAGGGGAGCUAAUUAAGUGCCCUGAGUAUGAAGGGGUUCGGAUCAUGAUAGAGUCGUAUCGUGAGCACCACACCUCACAAGUCAUGAAGUGGAUACUGGACAGGAAGGGACUGAACAGCCUCAAACAGAUCUGGCUGCCGAGAUUUGACCACAAUUUGCGUGACCCCCUGGGGAACACACCUCUGAUGGUGGCAUGUAAGACUGGCCGGAUGGACGUGGUGAGAUUUCUACUGGAGUCAGCUGUGUACACGACAGUACCCAGUGAGGACAAUGUCAGUGAGGACAGUGACACUGAUUCUGGUCUGGAAAGAACAAGUAACAGGACACCUAGCUUGUAUAAACGAGGGGAGAUAGGUGAGGAUGUGUCAUGCCCAGACAGUCAGAGUUCUCGUUUUGCCAUCAGCGUCCUCCUCCAGCCAAUCAGAGGGACGAGUCUCCACCCCGGGAAUUCCCUAGCUCCUACGCCCACCACCCAGGUGCAGCGACCCAACAGCACUCAGUUUGGGCAACCAGCUGUCUCCCUGCGCAGGUCACCAAGCUGGACUACGCUUAACCUUGAAGAUUUAACAUUCCUCCCUCAGAGGCCAGACAGAGAGCACAACUUUUUGAUGUCCUUACCGGCGACUCUGGUGAGGUCAGAGUCUGACAGUCUCACCUCCAACACCAAAUAUGUGAUGACGAAACUGAUGACUGAUCUUAGGCGACCGAAAGGCUUGCAGAUCUUUCAUGAUAACAAAGUAUGUCACGUCUGCGCUGUUAAUUUGCUGGACGGCAACACGGCACUUCACCGCACCAUAGAAGGGGGAGACAAUCUGCAGGUAGCCCAACUCUUGUUGCAGCAUGACCCUGCGGUAGCUCACACGCAAAAUUUCCAGGGUUACUCCCCUUUGCACUUCGCUUGUAAGUUCGGCAGAAAGAAGAUAGUGCAGAUGUUGCUGUCUCUCCCUGACAUUGAUGUCCACUGCCUCACCGCAGACGGUCAGCAGCCCGAGGACCUGUGCAGCAGUAAGGCGGUUAGAAAGCUGCUGGUCAAGGCCAGAACAGAGAACCCACAGCCAGAAAUGUCUGAAUCUCCAGUCAGGUCUCUGUACACCUCUAGUUACAACGACGACACAGCAACCACAAUUAACCUGGACAAGAUCCGAGACAAGUACCAGGAGCUGAAGAGAGGUCUUCACAAGGACGAUGAUUUGUUGUGAUCUCAUUGGUCACUUUACCCUUGGACUUCGGGCUGAUCAAAGUUCCCACGGAUGAUCCGAGGCAUGGAUUUCAAGAUAUGUCCCAAUGCAUGACAAUGACAAUUUUGUGACCGCCAACUUGGUCUGAAGAAAGGUUUAUGUGACAAUUUCCAUGCUGGGAUAUCAUUGAUCAAAGCUGUGUUCUCAGCAGUGGUCUCCAUGAUGAUGGCAAAGUUGUAAUGUCACAAGUCACAUGAUCAAAGCUACGUUCAAAGAUGUGGUCUCCAUGACGAUAACAAUAAUGUGAUGUCACUGGUCACACGAUCAAAGAUGUGUUCUCAGGAGUGGUCUCCUUGACGAUGACAAAGCUGUAAUGUCACUGGCCACAUGAUCAGAGCUGUGUUCCAAGAUGUGGUCUCCAUGAUGAUAACAAUACUGUGAUGUCACUGGUCACAUGAUCAAAGCUGUGCUCUCAGCAGUGGCCUCCAUGACAAUGACAGUGUUGUCACAAUGUUGUCAUGAGUCACAUGAUCA